UCAAACAAACGAAUAUGGAUUCUUCUGUGGCUGAAGAAUCUGAAAAUUUUGUAGCUUUUAGUAAAAAUGAAUACAGCAAAACAAAUUGUAAUACUCCAACGAAUAUCUCAACUAGUAAUAAUAAUAUAGUGCAUAAGUUAUUUAAUAGAGAGAUAUUUGGUAGCACCUCAAAAAAUCCAAAUGAGAAGUCAAAAAGAGUAUUUGACAAAAUUCCUCCUCGGUUACGGUUUUGUCUCAUGGACAUAGUGCCCAUCCAGUACUUAAGGGAACAUGUAUUUAUGGGGUUUUCACAGUGUGGACAGUUUCUGCUUAGUUUUACUUAUAGUUGUAACACCCAAGUAUAUUUUCGGGAAAGUUCAAAGUUUACGCUACAUUUUCUAUCGUGGGUGCCGGGUCGCAUCGUUCGGCCAGUGCACAGUAUUCCUCUAUUCGGUGAUGACUGUGUUGACAGCAAAGUGACAAUAUCAAUGGCACAAUGGAAACACAAUCCUGGAGUUCUUGUGGUGUAUGGUAUUGCAGAUUCCUGCUCUGAACGAUCCUACCUCAGUGUUGUUGGAGUACCUCGAUUAGGAUGUAGGCAAUGUUCAGCUAUUUCUAGAGAUGAAGAUGAUCUGAAUUGGAGUAAACGCUGCUUGGAACAUAGCUUCGCGAUACACACAAGAUUCUUUUGUACGUCCGAUUCUAGUAUGUACGAACCUGUCGUUCAACUAGCUUACUCGAACCAAAUUAUAAUUUAUACAGAUUUCAUUCACAUAUUAGAAAUAGACAUCGUUAAACCAGAUCAGGAAAAAAUUGAUGUGCCCGAGGAAACAAAAUUCUCAUUAGAUAGGGACGAAUUAAAUUCAAUAUACACGAAUCCAAGUACGCCCGCGUCGGACGUAUCUGCAGCCUUCCAGUCGCCCAAGUAUCAGAACAAUGUUGUCCAGAACAUUUUAGCUGACUUUUCAGAUUUUGAUGUCGAACCUUAUCAAAUGUCCAGACCAGUCCAACUGCCAGAUGUUAUGGGUCAGGAGCUAUGUAUUCAAGCAUCAUCUAUAUCUCACAAUUUAAUGGAGGAGUGGGAAGGACCUUCUCCGUCAAUUAGAACAUUAAUCAGUCCACCGUUAAGGUCACCGAGGCGCAGACCGGCGGAGAGCAUGUCUAGGUUUAAUGAAACGCAUAGAAUAAUAGCUGAAAAAACAUACGAAUUUGUAGAAGAAGCGGAGACCAAAUGUGAGAAGCUGAGUAUGUUUAGGAAGCGACGCUUAGCCGAUAAGAAGUAUGAAUUUUCUGAAGAUAAUAAUGAAAACAUCGUUCCUUUUAGAGUGUUAAGAAGUAAUAGGAAGUAUUACACAGGGUCCACCAGUAAAAGUCAAUCAAAGCGGGCGAAGUCACCGUCCGUGGAGAGCGUAGUUCUUAGAGCUCAUAAUCAGAUCAGUAGACCUCCUUCGCCGACAUCUAGCUUAGACCUAAAGAAUCCAGGACUGACAUCGCUCGAAUCAGAUAGAAAUAGCGAAUCCGAGUACAGAGUUAUGGAGAUGUUGGAUGAUGGAUCUCUUAAAACUGUGUCGGUGCACGACAACACUUCGAAAACAUUAUCAGACUGUCCGGUCAGCCCUCAAGACCCGUAUUUAGUGCACUCGGGAAACUCCAAAUGUAGCAAAUUCUUCACGCGGUAUUUUUUAGAAAGCGACGACGAGAUAACCUCGGUCAUCACCGAUUCGGAAGACGACUGCAUGUCGGGCUACCACGUGGCGCUGCCGCUGAGCGGCGCGGGCGCGGGGCAGGCGCUGCAGGGGCUGUGCGCGGGCGCGUGGGAGCGCCUGCGCGCGCCGCCCGCGCCCGCGCUGCGCGCCACGCAGCGCUCGCUCGACACCGAGCUGCUGUGCAACGAGGUCUGCGGCCGCCUGUGCCGCCUGGGCGGGAAGCACUUCAUCUACUGCUUCGACUGGGGCUGCCACGUCAUCGACGUGUGCCAGUCCAGCGGCUGCCUGUCCGGGCUGUGCGCGAUGUGGCUGUGGGCGAGCGAGGACACGGCGCAGCUGCAGUGCGAGGCGUGCAAGGACGCGUCGGCCGGCUGUCUGCAGCACCGCCAGCAGUACGCGGCGCAGUGCCUUUUCGUGUGGGAUCUCGUAACCGGAGUUUACAGAACGGAAAGGGUGGCUAUGACGGAGGACUCCAGUCAAGAAGGGAACAGAGUGUCGGGCGCCGAGCGCGCGCGCGAGUUGGCGCGCCGUCUGGGCGCCGAGAGCGCGCCCGCCGCCGACAACCGCCUGCUCACCACGCUCACCGGUAAAUCGUUAAAAAGACUGACGGACGUGGACAACUGUGUAGAGAUCACAAAGAACCAUCCUGACAGCUCCGAAUCGGAAUCUGAGUCGUCGGAGGAAGACAGCGAUUUUGACUGAUUUUAUACCACCUCAUGUACUAUUAUACUAAUCGAAACCGUGUAUAUAUCUAGUAGUCGUCUUUAUUGUAUUCAAGAUAAUGGUUCCGUAGCCAUUUCUAUAUAUUUCAAACUCAUGAAGAACUUACGGUGUUUAACAAAAAAAAAAUUCAAAUCUAAAUUAUUUUACUAUAAACUCGAUAUUACAUUGUAAGUCGUGAUGAUCUUCCAUCUUAAACUCGGUGCGCUGAGAGAGUCAUGACAUGAUUAAACAAAAAUGAACAGCUGACAAAACAUUUAUUUUGUACUACUUUUAGCCCGCGUGUUGCCAGAUGUUCAACUCAUGUUGACACAACAGAUGUGUGAUGUGUGUUGAUGUGUUUCAUAUUAAAUUUAACCAAAAUCGGUUCAGCGGCUUAGCUGUGAAAGCAUUUAUUAAUAUAUGUAUAAAUUAAAUUUACGCAAAAUUAUACAUAUACUUUUGUAAAUUGACAUAAAUUUUUUUUUUUUUAAAUGAUAUUCGUUAGUGAGACAAAUACAUAAAUAAUAACAAUAUUUUUAGCUUAAAACUUUUGCCAUUUCAAUGUCAAGGAUCUGUUAAGAACGAAUUCUCUCAGCAGCCGGACAUUAAUUACUGUGAACGCAUAUUUCCAUAAAUAUAACUUAAAAAAUAACACUUAUAUUAUGUUCAUAAAUAUAACACUCGAAGUUAACUGAAUAAAAAAUGUAUGUUCCAUUAAAAAUGAAGUAUUAAUAAAUUUAAUAACUCGUGUAAAUGUUACCAUUCAUCUAUGACAAAAACAAAAUCAAAUUGUAUCUGUAUUACAAGACUUGGUUUACAUUAAAUCGGACUGACAUAUUAUAUUAAAAUUAUCGGCCACGACAUUUUUACCGGAAAUAGAAGCUGGACAGCUUUUAUUUAUAUGUCGAAUCGGAUAUUAUAAACACGUUUUUAUAUUGUGCCAUCGAUAAAAAUUUAGACACGACAAGCGCCGAUUACAAAACUUUCGUUGCGACAUAAUGUAAACCAACUCUAAUGUUUCUAGUCUACUGCUUUCUAUUUUAAUAUAUAUUUAAUAAUGAAGACUUUCAACAGUUUUUGUAAAUUUAAAAUAGUUCACGUGUCAUUGAUAUUAAAAAAUCAUUAUUUUAAACCUAACUAUUGAGUCGAAUUUUUAAUUAUUAAUAUUUAUCAUAACUAUAUAUCCUCAAGUAAAAUUAUAAUGACAUUUAAGUACAUAUUACUUACAUAGUACAUAGUUGUCAUAAGUUAUAUAUAUAUAUAAAUUGUAAUAAAAUGGGUACAUUUCAAAAAAAUUGUACAAAUUAACGCCGUAUUUAUGUUGUUAUUUUUUUCUUUUACGACAGAAAUACGCUGUAACGUAAUGUAAAAAUGUAUGCGCAAGUCGAUACUUGCUCCUAUGCAAAUGUUGCUUCUAUAACAUUAUUGACCUUUGACCAUAAGGAUCUCUCAUUCCCUCCUUCGGUCAUCUGGCUUAAAAAAAAGUGAAGUAACUCGUCCGUCAUGAGUACUUUACGCAUUAUCAUCAAAAUUUCAAUGUAAGCAAAGAAAAUUAGACCGAGUUUUUGUAUGGUCUCUUAUGCUCCUCUGGCUGGCUAUACUCGUUCUCUUGAUGCAUUAAGUCUUCUAAAGUAUCGAUGAUCACCGUCAUUUGUGAAAUUUUCUGGAUUAAAUAAUAUAACCGUACUAUAUCAUAUAUUAAUUACUAGUAAUUUUGCUACCGUUAUAGCUCAGUUCGUCGUUGAAAUCCGGCAUUACCUUAAAAUUAUCAAUCAACUUUAAUGACAAGGAUAAUUUAUUGAAAAAUAUACAAGAAAGCUAAUAAAGUUUAAUAAUGUAAAUUUGGGAACGAUUUUCUACUAAUUAAAGUUGUAUGAAUCUUUUGAAAUGUAGUUAAUUUAAAAUACAUUCAGAAGCAUUUGUUAUUUCGCAAAACACAAAAUCAAUAAAUUGUUUUACUUAUUAAAAAUAAAUAAGUUGUAAAGCUAGUUUUGUGAAUAUUAAUAGAUAAUCAAUCACUCAAUUCGUACUGCUAUUUUCAACCUCCACGUAUAUAUUCUUGUGUGGAAUGUAAAAUGGCAGUAAGAUUGUGUACAACCUAAAACAGCACUAUAAUAGAUUUUACACAGGACAAUUUCUAUGGUAAACUUACUAAACCGAUCAUUAAUAAGCUUAAAAAAAAUGUAAAAUAUAUAUUUAGGUUUUAAUUCCGAUGAUAGCUCAUUGUAAUGGUUGUGAUAGAGCGGAAGUUAGGAUUCGUUUUAAGAAAAGUGCCUAUUUUUUUUUUAUUCUCUGUGCUGACGACAACCACCAUGGCGAAUCUGGUAUCCGGUAUUAAUAUUUAUAUUAAUUAUAAUUACGUAUAUUUUAUUAUAGUCUGUACAUUCUUUCACUGUAUGAAUACGUAAAUUAGAUAGAAAUCUAAAAUUAAAUUGUAUAUAUUUUUUAGAUGGUUAAUUUGAAUAAACAAUUUUUAUAUUCGAAAUAAAUUGUGAAUGUCUAGUGUUAUUAAAAAGUGAAUUCGAGUUAUACCAAUUUUGUCUAAAUAUAAGGAUACUAUUCCACUUUAAUUACAAGGACUUUGCUGGAAUAUCACAAAGGUAUGUUGCAUUUAAUUCAGUAGUACUCUCGUGUGAGACUACAUUAAACUUGCCAUCAAAAUAUACUCUAGCUAGAUAUGAAAAACAUGUAAUUAAUAAACAAGGAAAAGUAUAAAAGUCUAUUAUUUAUUCACACCAAAAUCCAUGUAAUCACAACCAAAAUCUUAAUCAUACUAAAAUAUACACUUAUGUUUAUCAAUAAAACUUAUACCACAAAAUGUAUUUAAAACCUAAAUAACAUUUUUAUUUUUAAUCAUAUUUUCUAAAUCUGUCAUUUAAAUAUACAAAAAGUA
Molecule: messenger RNA, 5280 nt
Organism: Nymphalis io (European peacock)
Lineage: Eukaryota; Metazoa; Arthropoda; Insecta; Lepidoptera; Nymphalidae
Exons: 10
Coding region: 15-2387 (790 amino acids)
Biological process (GO): protein ubiquitination
Cellular component (GO): Cul4-RING E3 ubiquitin ligase complex
Source: RefSeq, a predicted model, not a curated record